Neltuma alba is the source of this 6364-nucleotide messenger RNA. Its product is annotated as vacuolar protein sorting-associated protein 8 homolog. Gene Ontology annotation, molecular function: protein binding. Gene Ontology annotation, biological process: endosomal vesicle fusion; protein targeting to vacuole. The record is from RefSeq and is a predicted model, not a curated record. Gene Ontology annotation, cellular component: late endosome; HOPS complex. The coding region runs from base 62 to 6088 and encodes 2008 amino acids. NCBI's taxonomy places the organism in Eukaryota, Viridiplantae, Streptophyta, Magnoliopsida, Fabales, Fabaceae. The transcript has 19 exons.
AAAAAAAACCUGUAAGUGAACAACUGCCGUCGCUUACCGGCAAAAUUGCUUGGGGUCAGAGAUGAGCAGUAAACUCGUCACUGCUGAAUCACCCUCCAUGGAUCUCGACCUCGACUCCUUCCUCAAUUCACCCGCUUCCUCCGACGACGAAAAUGACGACAAUAGCACUGACGCCGCUGCCUUACGUUCUGUUCCUCACCGCACAGUCGACGAAAUCCUUAACGAUUGUGAUACCUCUUCAUCCUCAUCGUCCUCUCCUCCUCCCUCGCCAUCUUCUUAUCUGCGCCAAACUCAUCGCCCCUCGGAUCCCACAGUCACUAGCCAAGCCUCUUCUUCCCGAAACUCGGUCUCAGAAUUUCCACUUGACGGUAGCCAGAAGAAUCCAGAACCUCAGAAACUUGCCAACUUGGACGAUAGGAUAGGCCAGUCCAGAGCUAGCUAUUUUUCUCGGGUCAAACCUGCAGAGAAACCCGAUGACCGUUCUCUAGGGGUUUUGCGCCCAUUCUCAACUCUUUUCCCUGGGGUGAGGUCGAAUGCGAAACCUGGUGCGGCGUUGGCUGCUGCCGCUGCCGCUUCUAGAUCGAUACCGACGCCACAUGCAGCUGCGAUCAAGUCGAGGAGGGCGGGGAGUGGGACUCUUCAGAAAGUUCAAGAUAGUGGUGAAUUGAAUUCAACUAUUGGCGAUGAUUCUGAUAUCUCUUCUAAUGGUGAUUUGGGCGGGGCUGGUCUCUAUGUUUCCAAGUCUAGUGAGAAAUCAGAGGAAGUUGAUGAGAAACUGGAUGAUUAUCAGUCUUCUGAAGUUAACCAUGUUGAUCAGGUGUCAAAAAAUGUUGAGACUUUUGAGGAUAAGCUAGAGACCGUGCCCAAUGUGCAUUUUGAGAAUGAAGCAGUAGUUGCGACUGAAGUGGAUAAUUCGAACCCUGCUAUCGGUAAUGUUAUAAUUGAGCAGCAGAAUGAUUCUUCUUCUGUAAUGGAAGAGAAUAAAAGUUCCGAAGAAUAUUCUGCAAUCCCGUGCCCCAGUAACAUUGAAAAUGGUAUUGAGACAUCUGUUUCUGCUUGCGAACCUAAUUCUAGAAGGAAUACGAAUUCUGAUCCAUUUGUUGACAAGGAUUUUAAUGAAAACAAGAGUCCUUAUAUUGAUACUAGCAACAAGGGAUUGAAUGCGGAUGGGUCAAAUACUGCAUCUGCGGAAACAGAAGAACUUGCGAAUGCUAAUGCUUGGAUGAAGGAUGAUGAAGACAACCUGACUGAUGAUGGCAAUGAUGACGGCAGUAGUUCAACAAGUGACGUUUCUGAGCUGGUAAAAGAGACACUUGAGCAACUGGAAAACAAAAGGGCCAGUAGGAGAGCAGAGAAGAAAUUACACGCUUCAAAGAAGCCACUUGAAUUAGCUGAAGAACUCGAGAAAAAGCAUGCUUCUACUGGUUUGCACUGGGAAGAAGGUGCUGCUGCCCAGCCAAUGAGGCUCGAGGGUGUCCGAAGGGGUUCUACAACAUUGGGAUAUUUUGAUACUAGUGCUGACAAUGUCAUCUCAAGAGUCAUCUCAUCCCAAACAUUCAGGCGUGAACACGGUUCCCCUCAAGUCCUGGCAGUUCAUGCUAAUUACAUCGCAGUUGGAAUGACAAAAGGACUCAUUUUUGCGGUUCCCAGUAGAUAUUCCCCUUAUCAUGCUGACAAUAUGGAUGGAAAGAUGUUGAUGCUUGGCAUGCAAGGUGAUCGAUCACAUGUUCCAGUAACAUCCAUGUCUUUUAAUCAGCAAGGGGACCUACUUUUAGCUGGUUAUGGUGACGGUCGUGUUAUUGUUUGGGAUGUACAUAAAGCAGUGGUUGCAAAAGUUAUUAGUGGAGAGCAUACAGCACCAGUAGUGCAUGCGUUCUUUUUGGGACAGGAUCCUCAAAAUACUCGUCAGUUUAAAGCAAUUACUGGUGAUAGCAAGGGUCUGGUUCUCUUGCAUAGCAUCUCAUUGGUUCCUUUGCUUAAUAGGUUCUCCAGUAAAAGUCAGUGUCUACUUGAUGGCGAAAGAACAGGCUUGGUGCUUUCGGCCUCACCCCUCCUUUCUGAUGAAUUCAGUGGAAGUGCAUCAUCUUAUUCCCAGGGAAAUACUCUGGCUUCAACAAGCAGUAUCACUAGCAUGAUGGGAGGAGUUGUUGGGGGAGAUGCAGGUUGGAAACUCUUCAAUGAAGGCUCUUCUUUAAUUGAGGAAGGUGUGGUCAUAUUUGUCACCCAUCAAAAUAUACUGGUGGUACGAUUGUGUCCUUCACUUGAAGUCUAUGCCCGGCUCCUCAGGCCAGAUGGAAUUCGGGAGGGUUCAAUGCCGUAUACUGCAUGGAAAUAUAUGGGGCAAUAUCGUAAUUCUGCUGAAAACAGGUCUGUGGAAGCUGUGGAAAGAGUUUCCCUGCUUGCAAUUGCUUGGGAUCGGAAAGUUCAGGUUGCAAAGUUGGUCAAAUCAGAACUAAAAUUUUAUGGGAAAUGGUCUCUUGACAGUGCAGCUAUAGGUCUCGCAUGGUUGGAUGAUCAGAUGCUGGUAGUUCUAUCAUCAGCUGGGCAGCUUUACUUAUUCGGAAAGGAUGGAACUGUGAUCCACAAAACAAAUAUUGGUGAAGAUGGUAUUGGAGGAGAUGAUCUGGUGGUUUACCAUACUCAGUUCAUUAAUAUAUUUGGAAACCCUGAAAAAGCCUACCAUAACAGUAUUGCUGUACGUGGUGCUUCUAUUUAUAUACUUGGCCCGACACAUCUUGUUGUUUCCCGUCUUCUCCCAUGGAAAGAGCGCAUUCUGGUUUUGCGGAAAGCAGGUGACUGGAUGGGUGCCUUGAACAUGGCGAUGACUCUGUAUGAUGGUCAAGCUCAUGGGGUUAUUGACCUUCCUAGAAACCUGGAUGCCGUACAGGAGAUCAUAAUGCCCUUCUUGUUGGAGUUGCUUACAUCCUAUGUUGAUGAAGUGUUCUCGUACAUUUCAGUGGCAUUUUGCAACCAACUUGGUAAAGUGGAUCAAUCUCAGGAUUCAAAUGGUGGAAGCUCUUCCGUGCAUUCUGAGAUAAAAGAGCAGUACGUUCGUGUUGGUGGAGUUGCUGUUGAAUUCUGUGUUCAUAUCAAAAGAACAGACAUACUUUUUGAUGAAAUUUUCUCUAAAUUUGUAGAUGUUCAACAGAGAGACACAUUUUUGGAACUUCUGGAGCCAUACAUUUUGAAGGACAUGCUUGGAUCUCUGCCUCCUGAGAUUAUGCAAGCUCUGGUAGAGCAUUAUAGCACCAAAGGGUGGUUACUGAGGGUAGAGCAAUGCGUUCUUCAUAUGGACAUAUCUUCCUUGGAUUUCAAUCAGGUUGUUAGAUUAUGCCAGGAGCAUGGACUAUAUAGCGCAUUGGUGUAUCUUUUUAAUAAAGGACUGGAUGAUUUCAGGACACCUUUAGAGGAGCUGUUUGCUGUCUUGCAAAGUAGCCAAAAGGAAAGUGCUACUACACUCGGGUAUAGAAUGCUGGUUUAUCUGAAGUACUGCUUCACAGGUCUUGCUUUUCCACCAGGGCGUGGAACUAUUCCUCCUCCACGCUUGCCAUCUCUAAGAAAAGAACUUGUAGAGCUUUUGUUGGAGGAAUCAAAUGUGCUGAAAUCACAAAGGGUUUCAGAUUUAGGGGUUAUACGACCAUGCCUGAAUUUAUAUCUUCUCCUAGAGUUAGAUACUGAAGCUACAUUAGAUGUUUUAAGAAGUGCUUUUGUGGAAGAUGAAAUCUCAAAUUCCAGCUCAUCUUCAGUGGAUUUAGCCAACAGAGAUGAUGAAGACGCAAAGAAGGGAAUUCAUGAUAUUAUGGAAACUCAAAAUCUUUUGGUUCAGAAUACAGUGGAUGCUCUCAUUCGCAUAAUUGAUAAGAUUGUUUCUCCCACAGAUACAAACUCCGUCAGUGGUGAAGAUGGAUCGCUAAAAGAAUGGCCUUCAAACAAGGACAUUGGUCACAUAUAUGAGUUCAUUGCGUAUUAUGUUGCACUUCAAAGAGCUAAAGUCUCAAGGAGUGUGUUAUUUCAAAUAUUAGAAUAUUUGACCUCAGACAGUGUAUUUCCAAUUAGUGGCUCUUUGUUGAGUUCAACUUCAGAAAAAAGAGAAAAACAAGUGCUUGCUCUUCUGAAAGUAUUGCCUGAGCCAGACUGGGAUCCAUCGUAUGUGCUAGGCCUUUGUGAGAGAGCACAAUUCCACCAGGUUUGUGGGUUUAUUCAUGCCAUCAGACAUGAGCAUGUAGCAGCAUUGGAUAGCUAUAUGAAAGAUGCAGAUGAACCUAUUCAUGCCUUCUCCUUUAUCAACACAAUGUUAAUGCAGCUGACUGGCAAUGAACGUGCUGCUAUUCGAUCAGCAGUAAUAUCUCGUAUUCCUAAGCUGGUUGAAUUGAGCAGGGAGGGUACCUUCCUAAUGGUUAUCAUUCAUUUCAGUGAUGAGAGUUCACAUAUCAUUACCGAACUUCACUCUCAUCGCAGAAGUCUUUUCCUUUAUUUAAAGACGCUCGUUGAGGUUCACUUAUCUGGAACACUGGACUUAUCUAAAUUUAGAAAGGGUGAUAUUGUGGAUGCAACCAGUGGAAAGCAGGUUAAGGAUAAUCCACAAGGAGUUGAUGCUUUCUUGGAUAUUCUUUCUAAUAUUCCCAAGUACAUUCGUGAAAGUCCUAUUCAUGUUACUGAUGAUCUAAUUGAGCUUUAUCUUGAGCUAUUAUGCCAGUACGAAGGUGGUUCGGUCCUUAAAUUUUUGGAAACGUUUGAUAGCUAUCGGGUGGAACAUUGUUUACGUCUGUGCCAGGAAUAUGGAAUUAUAGAUGCUGCUGCAUUUUUAUUAGAAAGGGUUGGUGAUGUUGGUAGUGCUCUUCUUCUUACACUUUCUAGUCUGAGUGAGAAAUUUGUUGAGCUUGAUGCUGCUGUGGAAACUGUAAUUUCAAAUCCUUCCUUGAAGGGUUCUUCCCGUAUGAAAUUGUUCAACACUGUUUCAAGAAUGAAAGAGGUGAACGACAUACAGAGUUCAUUGCACGCUUGCAUUGGCCUGUGCCAGAGGAACACCCCUCGUCUAAAUCCUGAGGAGUCAGAGGCACAUUGGUUUAAGUUACUUGACUCGUUUUGUGACCCGCUGCUGGAUUCAUAUGUUGAUGAGAGGGCUUCUGAAAGAGAGAAUUAUUUUCAGAUGUUUGCUGGAUCACCAGUUUCAAAACUGAAAAAGGACACAGGCAAAAGCAGAUGGAAAAUCUCGAAGUCUCAUGGCGCUGAUGUCUUGAGGAGAUUGUUCUCCUUGUUCAUCAAGGAGAUUGUUGAAGGAAUGAUAGGUUAUGUUCACCUUCCAACUAUCAUGUCCAAACUCCUUUCUGAUAAUGGCAGUCAAGAAUUUGGCGAUUUUAAGCUAACCAUUUUGGGUAUGCUUGGGACAUACGGCUUUGAAAGAAGAAUUCUGGAUGCCGCCAAAUCCUUGAUAGAGGAUGAUACGUUUUAUACUAUGAGUUUACUCAAGAAAGGAGCAUCUCAUGGGUAUGCCCCCAGGAGUAUAGUAUGCUGUAUUUGUAAUAGCCUUCUAACGAAGAACUCCGUUAGCUCUGGAGUUCGUGUUUUCAACUGCGGCCAUGCGACUCAUCUCCACUGUGAAGCUUUGGACGUUGAUUUAUUGGGUAGAGGUUCUCAAUCUGGAUGCCCUGUAUGCAUGCCUACCCAAAAAUUCCAGCAGCCUAAAAGCAAAUCAGUUGUGGCUGAGAAUGGCUUGGUGAAUAAAUUCUCAUCCAGACGUCAACACUCUAAUGGAAGUACCUUCCAUCCACAUGAAAGCGAUUUAUCAGAGAAUACAUAUGGGCCUCAACAGACUUCACGGUUUGAGAUUCUAUCCAGCUUGCAUAAAGAUCAGAGAUUUGCACAAAUAGAAAGCUUGCCUCAGCUGAGGCUCGCACCUCCAGCUUUGUACCAUGAGAAGGUAAAUAGAGUGACAGAUCUUGUGGCUGCAGAAAGCAGCAGCAGUGCUGCAGUUGCAGAGAAACAAAGUCAAAAUAAGCAAAAUCGAGAGCUUCGAGUUAAGGGGUCUGCGAUUCGGUUCCCAUUAAAAUCAAGUAUAUUCGGCAAGGAGAAGAACAAUAAGCGGUGACCAACCUUUUCAACUGAAACAGACAGAUGAAGCACUAACCACUGUAUAGACUAACGAUGUCAUUUUUCCCUCCUAGGCUGUCUGUAGUUUUGGUGUUUGUUGGGUCUCAACCAUUUAUAUUCUUUUGUAUCUCAUUUUUGUAUAGGUGAUUAGCAUCAAUCAAUAUCAAUUAGUCUUCCAUAUUUCACUAAUAAAACAAAUUCUUGGAAGCCAAUAAUGAGCAUUUACUGUUCAUAUAGGUCAUUAUCGUCUCUUAAUUGGGCUGUGCUUCAUUUA